Messenger RNA from Coregonus sp. 'balchen', 1430 nucleotides. Lineage: Eukaryota; Metazoa; Chordata; Actinopteri; Salmoniformes; Salmonidae. The record is from the annotation of a GenBank genome assembly.
AUGACUGGAGGAGACGAUAGGAAGAGAGGCCCUCUGAAAAGUGUCAACUCCGGGUUCCCAGCAGGAACAGGUUCUCAGCUUCCUGCACCAUGACUCCAGAAGGACACAUUUCAGAUCAUUUUCCCCCUCUGAAGAGGCAGAGCAGCACUUUGUAUAAUAUAACUCAUAUAACCACUUUAUUUCUGAGUGUUUUUCUGUUGUCUCAGUCUUCAGCAGUAUUCAAUCAAUGAAAAUAUUGUAUUUCCAAAGCUUUAAAAAAAAGCCAGACAUGCAAACCUAAUAUAUUAUGAUAAGCAAUCCACUUGGUAUACGUGUAAUUGGUUUACUGUAGUAUCUGUUGAUCUGUUAUGUGAUCUCAUAUUUUCCACUGUACUGCACUGCACAUACAAUGGCAGCCUGUCAUUGCAGUGCUAAUGUGGUCUGUGUGUUUUGUUGCAAGUGGUGCUGAUCGGAGACUCUGGUGUGGGGAAGAGUAACCUGCUGUCCCGUUUCACACGGAAUGAGUUCAACCUGGAGAGCAAAAGCACCAUCGGUGUGGAGUUUGCCACCCGCAGCAUUCAGGUAGACAGCAAGACGAUAAAGGCCCAGAUCUGGGAUACAGCUGGACAGGAGCGCUACAGAGCCAUCACCUCAGCGUGAGUGGACCAACGAAAUGGAUUGUACCAAGCAAUCAACAACUUUGUGCUCAUAACGCCCUUCUGAAACCUGCCAUGAACCAUGUAAACUGUUAUGAGGUACUUCUCUAUCUUAGUCCUACAACCUUUGACUUCCUGUUCUCCUUGCUCUGUCCUAAUCAGGUACUACAGGGGGGCAGUGGGGGCUCUCCUAGUGUAUGACAUCGCCAAGCAUCUGACCUAUGAAAAUGUGGAGCGCUGGCUGAAGGAGCUCAGGGAUCAUGCUGAUAACAACAUCGUCAUCAUGCUGGUGGGCAACAAGAGUGACCUGCGCCACCUCAGGGCAGUUCCCACAGACGAGGCUCGUGCCUUUGCAGGUAAACAACAACCACUGCAACAAUAACACUGGAGGAGACAACAGCUCACUCUGGGGACAGAGAUGGUUAAAAAGCCACCCAUGUUUGUCUUAACUCAAUCUUUUCUCUUUUUCUCCCUCAGAGAAGAAUACGUUAUCAUUUAUUGAAACAUCAGCUUUGGACUCCACUAAUGUGGAAGAGGCGUUCAAGAACAUCCUCACGGGUAAGACGAGGGAUCCACGACACACCUCACAUUACUGGAAACUAGCUAGUCUAUACAUUUUCUUUUCAGUAACUGUCUCUUCCUUUUCCUACAGAAAUCUACAGAAUCGUAUCACAAAAGCAGAUAGCUGACAGAUCAGCACAUGACGAGUCUCCAGGCAACAAUGUAGUGGACAUCAGUGUCCCCCCCACCACCGGUGGGCAAAAAAACAAACUACUGUGCUGUCAAAGCCUGUGA